ACGUGCCAGCUCCAACGCUGCGGGUGUGUGUACGUAUGUGGGUUGCCGACUGAUUCAUAACAAAAUUGUGCAAAUACCAAAUAAUUACAUUACCAAUAAUUUAUAAGAACUUCCACGCAACAUGGCCGCCACUCUAAAGCCCUAUUUAACAGCCGUUCGGCAUUCGUUGACCGCCGCGAUGUGCCUGCAGGACUUUCCUUCCCAGGUAGUGGAGCGUCACAACAAGCCCGAGGUGGAGAUCUGCUCGAGCAAGGAAUUGGUGUUAACGCCCAUUGUGGUGUCUCGCAAUGAGCGCGAAAAGGUGCUUAUUGAGCCGUCUAUCAACUCGGUGCGUGUGAGCAUUGCGGUGAAGCAGGCGGACGAGAUUGAGCGGAUUUUGUGCCACAAAUUCACGCGUUUUAUGAUGCGACGCGCCGAAUCAUUCAUCAUAUUGCGUCGCAAACCCAUCGAGGGAUAUGACAUUAGCUUCCUAAUCACCAACUUCCAUACGGAGCAGAUGUACAAGCACAAGCUGGUCGACUUUGUCAUCAGUUUCAUGGAGGAGAUCGACAAGGAGAUUAGCGAAAUGAAGCUGGCGGUGAAUGCACGCGCCCGCACCUGUGCAGAGGAGUUCCUCAAGCGUUUCUAAGCAGUCGCAAAGCAAGCGCACCGUACCGGGUUCCGGAUGAAAGUAUUUAGCAAUUGGUUCAAUAAAUGUUCAAUUUUUGUAUUUUAAACCUAA
This is a messenger RNA of Scaptodrosophila lebanonensis, 721 nucleotides long. It is a transcript of the gene Arpc4, whose product is annotated as actin-related protein 2/3 complex subunit 4. Gene Ontology annotation, biological process: Arp2/3 complex-mediated actin nucleation; actin filament polymerization. Gene Ontology annotation, cellular component: actin cytoskeleton; Arp2/3 protein complex. The record is from RefSeq and is a predicted model, not a curated record. NCBI's taxonomy places the organism in Eukaryota, Metazoa, Arthropoda, Insecta, Diptera, Drosophilidae. The transcript is spliced from 2 exons. Bases 122 to 628 code for a protein of 168 amino acids. Gene Ontology annotation, molecular function: actin filament binding.